This is a messenger RNA of Pelobates fuscus (common spadefoot toad), 1366 nucleotides long. RefSeq names its product regulator of G protein signaling 17 (gene RGS17). NCBI's taxonomy places the organism in Eukaryota, Metazoa, Chordata, Amphibia, Anura, Pelobatidae. The transcript has 6 exons. The record is from RefSeq and is a predicted model, not a curated record. The coding region runs from base 236 to 922 and encodes 228 amino acids.
AGCUAUACACCUCGGCUAGAGAGCAGCACAAGUCUCUCCCGGACAGCUCCUUACCAGACAGCAACAGCCCCCCGUCUAUACGAGUGGGAUAUGGUGUAAGGAACUCUUCAUCAUUGAAAAUAUCAGGAUUGGCUUAUAGAACAAGAAACUCUCCAUCAUUUUGAGUACCAGGUUUAGUUGAAACUUUUCAGCUACUUUUUGGUGUUGGAAGAACUCAAUGCAGAAGCCGUAAAACAUGGGGAUUUGCAGCAAACGCAGAAAUUUCAAAGCCACUGAGGACGUUGCUGAAAUGAGAAAAAGGCAGCAGUCGCAAAAUGAAGAAACCUCUGUUGUAUCUCCAGCUCCUAGUGGGAACCAAAGACCAAACACGUGUUGCUUUUGUUGGUGCUGUUGUUGCAGCUGUUCAUGCCUCACUGUUAGGAAUGAAGACAGAGGGGAGCAUUCAGGAAGAUCGACGCACACAGCAAAAUUGGAAAGCAUACAGGUCGAAGAAGAAUGCCAAAAUCCUGCUUCAGAGGAAAUUCUGUCUUGGUCCCACAACUUUGACAAGAUGAUGAAAAGUCCAGCAGGAAGGAAUUUUUUCAGAGAAUUUUUACGCACAGAAUACAGUGAAGAAAAUCUUCUUUUCUGGCUUGCAUGCGAAGAUUUAAAGAAUGAACCGAACAAGAAAGUAGUUGAAGAAAAAGCUAGGAAUAUUUAUGAAGAUUACAUCUCUAUACUAUCACCAAAAGAGGUCAGUCUUGACUCGAGGGUGCGGGAGGUAAUCAACAGAAAUUUGCUGGAUCCUACUCCUCAAAUGUACGAUGAUGCCCAACUUCAGAUUUAUACCUUGAUGCACAGGGACUCUUUUCCAAGGUUUUUGAACUCACAAGUUUACAAGACUCUUCUGGAAAGUACAGAAGUAUCAACCACUGAAUCUUAGCUGAUUUUUUAUUCACAACUUAUUUGUUUGUUGAUGUUUUAUUAUAAUUUUUUAACAUUUUAUUUUGCUUGUUUGUUAAAUAGAACAAAUAUGUAGUUUAAUUACAUCAGACACUGAGUUCCUGGAGAACUCCAGUCAUGCACUACUCAGGCUACUGUGAAGAAUUAAAAACAGAACCUUCUGUUCUUUGUCUCCAUUUUCCCAAGGCCUUUCAUGCUUGAGUUUAAGUUAUGAUAAAAGAAUCAACACUGGAAUUGACACAUUUGUCAUGUACAUAGUUCACUUGACUAUACAAUGACAAUAUGUUUGGUGGACUAUGAACAGACUCCUACUGUUAUCUAAUAUCGCAUGUACGAGCGUGCAAGAGUACACACUGUCUAUUACUCACCACGCAGCUGUCUAACCAAUUAUAUUAACUAUAUUUUUAGAGUCACAUUAUGUGCA